Messenger RNA from Nymphalis io (European peacock), 2834 nucleotides. RefSeq lists its product as uncharacterized. The coding region runs from base 129 to 806 and encodes 225 amino acids. NCBI's taxonomy places the organism in Eukaryota, Metazoa, Arthropoda, Insecta, Lepidoptera, Nymphalidae. The record is from RefSeq and is a predicted model, not a curated record. Gene Ontology annotation, molecular function: N-acetyltransferase activity. The transcript is spliced from 5 exons.
CUCAGGCCGGGCAGUCAAAACAGGUUGGUCGUGCGGGCCUCAAAACAUUGACUGUUUAUUGUCAAGUGAAGUGUCAAGCUCACUUAUCUUUAGCCUGCUAAAUUGAAAUGCUAUAAAAGGAAAGAACCAUGUCGACGAAGAAAGCGUAUAACAUCAGCCCUAUAACAGCAGAUGAUGUAGAAUCUGUUAUGAAAUUAGUAAAAAGGACUUUUUACAUUGAUGAACCGUUAAACCGUGCUGUAGGUCUUUGUACCUCAGACACAGAUCAAUGUCAAGAACUUGAUGAAUACUGCACUAGUUCACUAUUAGAAGGGAUAUCCUUUAAAGCAACGGACGAUACCGGAAACGUAAUCGGAGCUAUGAUCAAUGGAGUGUGCCCUUUAAAAGAGGAUGAAAAUGGCAACGACUUACUUAGCCAAGCCCAGCGGUGUACAAAUCCGAAAUUCCAAAAAAUCCUCUACAUACUGGCCCGACGGGAGAGUGGUGCGAGGCUGUGGGAGAAGUUUCCCCACGACCAAAAACUGGUUGAAGUUAAAGUCGCAGCAACCGAUCACAAUUGGAGACGAAAAGGCAUCAUGAAUACAUUAACAGAAGAAACUGAAAAAGCUGUAAGAACACUAGGGAUCAGACUGGUUCGUCUUGACACAUCCAGCGCUUAUUCAGCGAUGACAGCUGAAAAAUAUGGCUACACGUGUUACUAUAAAGCGCUAUACAGAGACAUAAAGAUGGAUGGAAAACCGCUUAUAGUGCCAGAACCCCCGCAUUUGGAAGAUUGUGUAUACGUAAAGGAGUUAUUCCCAUUAUAAUUAUCAGUAUUACAAUAAACUACAUUGCUGUAACAUAAUUUUUUUUAAACGGUAUCAAGCAACGAUCUUUUCUUUUUUUGGUAUGAUUAAUUGUUUUUAUCUGUCAAAUCGCGCCAUGACUUUCAAUAUGUCUUAUUUAUUUGCAACGAUAAAAGUAUUUUAUAAGAUCAGUGAAAAAAUCAUGUUAACAAAUAGACAAGCGAUUACACUUGUAGAUAAGUUGCAGCCAAGGUGAUCUGACAAUUAUUAAAUUCUAUUAUGAUGUACAGAGGAAAUUGCACAUUAUCGUUGUAUGUAUCGUAAUAUAUUGUCUAUGGCUGUUAUAUCGUGAAACUGUAACAAAUAUUAGGAACCUAAGUAUAUUAAAAAUAUUUUAUGAAAUAACAAACGUAUGUAACAAUUUUCUUUAUUACUUCAUACAAAGUAACCUUCACAUUAUCUAGAGGUAGGUUCAGAGCAAAGUCAUUUUCUGAUACUUGUGAUUGGAAGACACAGUUUUCUGACGGGUCUCUGAAAUAAUAAUAAUGACCUUAAAUAUUUUCGUAAAAACAAAAAAUAAAUCGUGGCCAUCAAUGUCACAUCUUAUUCUAUGAUUAUUGAAAUCUAUAUUAUAUAGAAUAAAAUAGAAUAUUAUAAAUGCGAAAGUAACUCUGUCUGUUACGCUUUCACAGUUAAACUACUGAACUGAUUUUGAUGAAGUUUGGUAUGAAGCAAGCUUGAACCCCGAGAGGGACAUAGUACAACUUUUGAAGCGACUACUACUUGCGAAGCCGCAAGUGAAUUAAAAAACAAUAAGUAUAUAGAGUACCAAUAAUAAAUAAAAUCUAUUUUCAAUAAAAAUAAAUAUCUUUCUUAUUAUUAUAGUAUGUAGUGACGAAGUAUAUACUAUAAGCGCGAAUCACAAGGGAGUUGAGAGCGGUGGCAGCGUAUAUGUAGCUUGAACACGACGGUAAAAGAGAGACAUGACGUUUGCCGUCACGGCAUACGAGUCGGUCUUACCACAAAGUUGCGCCAACAAGUCGAAAAUUUUAUUUUAUUUAACUUGUUUACUGAUUGAACAAGUUUAAUGAUAUAGGAAAAAAUAGUAUCAAUAAUCUUACAUAUAGUUAACAUUUUCAUAAAAUACAAUAAAUUAUUUUUAAUUGAGCAGAUAAUUUGAAAGUAGAAAAAUUAUGCUAAUAUAACAACAUCCUGUCAUUUAACAUAUAUUAUAACUGUGAUUAUACAAUUCAGUUUAGUAUCGCAUUAGAAUUUCGAGAACUUUAAGAGAUGUUUGGACUCUAAAGUCACAAAACACAGCAGUUCCUUAUCAUGGCACUAAUCUCUCCGACCAUACUCCGAGCUAUAGCAAUCGCUUGAAAAUUUAUAAAAAAUAAUAUUCUGCAACGCCAUCUAUUGGCGAGUUAUAAAAAUUGACUGUAUAUGUAACAACUUCGUUGUGACGUAGUCUAUUAAAUAGAUACACCAUCAAUACCUAAAAUCAGAAUUUCAUUCAUCUUUAAUCUUUAACCAUUGAUAGAUGGCAAAGAUGUCAAGUCACUGUAUUUGUUUACAUAGUUGGUAUUUUCUAUGAGACCAGUGUGCCUAGUGCGAGUUUACUUACUGAUUCGAUAGCGUUGACAUUAAAAGCAAUUUUUAUGAACUUCUAAUUAUUGUCACUAGGCGGCGCUUCUUUCAUUCCAUACAAAUCGCAGUUACGUCUAUGCUAUUGAAUAAGUAAAAAUACUCGCACUAGGCACAGAUUAUAUUCGAAUAGUAAAUGAUAAAUAUCAAGUUAAAUAUAAGCAUAUACAAAGAACAAAUAUUAAGUUUAAAUGUGAGUAAUAGAAAAGUAUACAACUACAGACUACUAAAAAUUUAAUUCAACCAAAUAUUUAUAAUUUAAUUACUAAAAUAAUUCAAAUACAUUUUUUACAAAAUUACUUUAUUAUACCGUUACUAUAUCGUCAUAUGUACAUUCGAAAAUAUUUACAAAAAAAAAUAUAUCAAAUUCCCAAAAAAAGUCUCAAUAUUCUAUAUAUAUAUAUA